AUGACGGCCACAAAAGCUCCCGACGAGCUAUUUCCUAUCACAACUUUCAUUUCAGAACUACCGCCCAAUCUCAUUCCGCAGUCUUCCGAAAAUUGCCCAGCAAGUGGACAGCUAAUCAUUGUAGGCGACGUACAUGGGAUGAGAAAGUCCCUGGAGGCACUCUUAGACAAAGUCGGCUUCGACAAACGCAAAGGGGAUCAUCUGAUAAUAGCCGGCGACCUAGUUAAUAAAGGACCCGAUGGUCCUGGUGUUAUUGAUCUGGCUAUCAAGCUUGGUGCCAGUGCAGUGAGAGGCAACCACGAAAACGCAGUUCUAAAUGCGGCCAAGGAGAUCAACACCACAAGGGAUAGUCUAUCAUACUCCGGAGGCUUGAGUGGCAGUCCCGCCAUACCUGAGAACCCUCAAUCCGACCUGCCUGAGAAUAUUGUCCGGGGGCUUGAUAUUCCUGAUCAAGGCGCAUCUGCUACAACUGAUAUUAGUAUAAGAAAUGGCGCGAUAACAACGCACGAUACGGCAUUGAAGCUUUCUGCACGCCAUCUUCACUGGCUUGCUGCUUUACCUUUGAUCUUGUGCGUCAAGCUACCCUAUAAUUUAACAUCCUCCCUCGGCGACAAUCUAGUUGUUGUACAUGCAGGCCUCGUUCCGAGAAUCCCACUGGAAGAGCAGGAAUCACACGCUAUAAUGCAUAUGCGGGGCCUUGUCCGUGCAGUGGACAAUGAAGACGAAUUCAUACCGGCUGAAGCUCCUGGAGAAGAAGGCUGGAUUGCGGAAUGGGACCGGUGGCAAGACGAGAGAACAUCGAACACUACGGUGAUAUUCGGGCACGAUGCUAAGCGUCGCUUGCAGCUGGGAAGGUAUACGAUUGGACUUGAUUCAGCGUGUUUGUACGGUCGUAGGUUAAGCGCAGUUGUAAUUGCGGCUUUUGACGCAAAACUUAAGCAUCAUAUCAUUCAAGUCGAAUGUGCCGAUACGCCUGUGGUUGUAUAA
Talaromyces amestolkiae is the source of this 987-nucleotide messenger RNA. RefSeq lists its product as uncharacterized. NCBI's taxonomy places the organism in Eukaryota, Fungi, Ascomycota, Eurotiomycetes, Eurotiales, Trichocomaceae. Gene Ontology annotation, cellular component: cytoplasm. The record is from RefSeq and is a predicted model, not a curated record. The transcript has a single exon. Gene Ontology annotation, molecular function: phosphatase activity; endopolyphosphatase activity. Gene Ontology annotation, biological process: polyphosphate catabolic process. Bases 1 to 987 code for a protein of 328 amino acids.